Molecule: messenger RNA, 2685 nt
Organism: Ophidiomyces ophidiicola
Lineage: Eukaryota; Fungi; Ascomycota; Eurotiomycetes; Onygenales; Onygenaceae
Gene: STE11
Product: ATP binding
Exons: 4
Coding region: 1-2685 (894 amino acids)
Biological process (GO): protein phosphorylation
Molecular function (GO): protein binding; protein kinase activity; ATP binding
Source: RefSeq, a predicted model, not a curated record
AUGUUGAGUGCCCAGAGCCCCUAUUCGUCGACUUUGUCGUCAGGACCGGUGCCCUCGUCAGCGACAACAACGAUACCGUCCUACCUGACCUUGCCGGCUAAAAAGCCGUCCGGUUCAGUGUUAACGCGUGAAGGCGUGUUUUCCAGCCCCACCGAGUCUGAAUUUUCUGAUGGCUGCGACACUUUCGACUCUGUUCGGGCCUGGGAUGAGAAAAAAGUAAUUGACUGGCUACAUACCAUCCGCUGCGGACAGUAUGAAGCCAUAUUCAAAGCGAACCACUUCAAUGGCGAUAAUUUACUCGAUUGUGACCAGAAAAUACUACAAGAAAUGGGGAUUAAGAAAGUCGGUGACCGGGUGCGUAUCUUUGUUGCUGUCAAGCAAUUAAGAAACAAAACUGUAUCAAGUCGCAAAAAGAAAAAUAGAGAUUCUUUUAUCGCAUUAGACGCGUCGAAAUUCACACCGUCUUCUUCGGAAUCACCGCGCCCAACUACCGCUCGUCAACAAUCUGGUGGAGGCCGCCAGUGGCUUCGCCAGGAAAAUGGAAAGGCCUCACCGAGACCCUCUUCCCCUCUCACCGAGCAGGAUCGUGGAUUACGACCAUAUCGCUAUGCUGGUUCCAGCCCAGUAGAGAGCACUCGACGAGAGCCAGCACCUAGUAUAGCUCGUCCGUCUGAUACUGCACAAGCACCAAGGACUGCUGCACAUAUGAGACAAACCCCCAGUAUCGAUGGGCUUACAAUGAGCUCUCUACCCCCGAAUUCGCCUGUCAUCCGAGUUAUAUACACUGGGGGACAGACUAAAGUGCUGAAUGUCAAGCAUUGCAAAACCGCAGAUGACAUAAUGCUCGCUGUUCUGAGGAAGCUUUUAUUGCCCGAAAGUCAUUUUCGGAACUACUGCUUCUAUGUUUUGGACGGCCUAGAUCCCAACCCUGCAAAUUGCAGGCGAAUAUCCGACGCAGAGUUGCUGCAAAUAUGUGACGGAUCUGGUCGAGCGGAACGCGGUCGUUUGAUGUUAAGAAAGCUACACGCUGGAGAGCCUGAAGCUGAGGAACUUCAGCGAUCAGCUCAACUUGCAGUUGAUGAGAGCCAGGUUGCCCAUAUGAAUGCUUUGAGCUCCAGCAAUGUGAGAAAUCAAAUCAAGCUCCAAAAGCUAACGGGCGAAUCUUGGCACAAUAUCCGACAGCCUAGAUCGCCGUUGACGGCCACGGAUCGUCAAAAAGACGAGUUCCCCAAGCCAGCCGCGACCAGCCGAACGACCGAUGCCCAACAAGGCCCGAAACUUCGCUCGUUUUUCGGUGCUCGACCACCCAGUGAAAUGAUUAUUCAUGAAUUGACGUCAUAUUUCCCUAGCCAUCAAAAAGAAGAUAUUGAAAAGACGAUGCGCUUGUCAGUCCGGAGAUCACAGCGGCUCAGCCGUGCUGCCAGCCGCUUGAGUGUGGUUAGCAAUAUUAGCCUGGCUUCCAGUCUGAAGGAUGCGCCGCCUAUUCCUAGCAUUGCGGAUACAUGGUUGGCGGGAGCUGGACAGCAAGCCCGUGCGGCGAGGCCUCUUUCUGUUUCCAGAUUCAAUCUCCCUCAGAUUUCUUUCCGUGACUCGAUAGCGUCAUCCAACCUACAGCCUCUACAAGAAGAGUCGCCUGUAGAACCAAAUCGCAAGUCCUAUGUGUCAUUUGACAGUGCAUCCGAAGCCCCUGGUGCAGAAACUAGGCCCGGAUUCCUCGAGGAAUCUGCUAGUGUUGCUGCCACAGAUGGCGGCUCACUGAACGAACGAUUGAGCAUGCUGGUUGCUGAAGACGGUGAAGAGAACGAUGACGGACUCGCUGAUUUCCUUGCUGGAAACAAUUUCAGCAAUAGAAACUGGAUGAAAGGUUCUCUCAUCGGCGAGGGCUCUUUUGGCAGUGUCUUCCUCGCCCUUCAUGCUAUUACUGGCGAGCUUAUGGCUGUGAAACAAGUCGAACUUCCGUCCGCUACGAAAGGAACAGAAUUCGACAAGAGAAAAACGAGCAUGGUUAAUGCUCUAAAACAUGAAAUCGGCCUCCUGCAAGGUCUCCAGCAUUCGAAUAUUGUGCAGUACCUUGGUACUUCAACUGAUGAUCAACACCUGAAUAUUUUCCUGGAAUACGUGCCAGGAGGUUCCAUUGCAACUAUGCUUAAGCAGUAUAAUACGUUCCAGGAACCGUUGAUUAGAAAUUUCGUCAGGCAAAUUCUCUCAGGCCUAUCAUACCUUCACAGCCGCGACAUCAUUCACCGUGACAUCAAAGGUGCAAAUGUUCUAGUCGACAACAAGGGCCAAAUCAAAAUCUCAGAUUUCGGCAUAUCCAAACGCGUGGAAGCAUCAACCAUGCUUGGGGCCAGCUCUGGACACCUGCACCGCCCUUCGCUGCAAGGAAGUGUGUACUGGAUGGCGCCUGAGGUCGUCCGCCAGACUGCACAUACGAAAAAGGCAGACAUCUGGAGUCUUGGAUGCCUUGUUGUCGAAAUGUUCAUCGGCGCGCACCCCUUCCCUGACUGUAGUCAGCUACAGGCCAUCUUCGCCAUUGGAAAUAAUCGAGCUCGGCCGCCACCGCCAGAGAACGCUAGCAAGGACGCCAUGGCUUUCUUAGAUAUGACAUUUGAGCUUGAUCAUGAAAAACGGCCCAGUGCGGAUGACUUGUUGAAUAACCCUUUCUUAGGAGCUAUGAUUGCUUGA